This is a messenger RNA of Suncus etruscus (white-toothed pygmy shrew), 2043 nucleotides long. RefSeq names its product alpha-1,6-mannosyl-glycoprotein 2-beta-N-acetylglucosaminyltransferase (gene MGAT2). NCBI's taxonomy places the organism in Eukaryota, Metazoa, Chordata, Mammalia, Eulipotyphla, Soricidae. Gene Ontology annotation, biological process: protein N-linked glycosylation; oligosaccharide biosynthetic process. The coding region runs from base 30 to 1352 and encodes 440 amino acids. Gene Ontology annotation, molecular function: alpha-1,6-mannosylglycoprotein 2-beta-N-acetylglucosaminyltransferase activity. The transcript has a single exon. The record is from RefSeq and is a predicted model, not a curated record. Gene Ontology annotation, cellular component: Golgi stack; Golgi membrane.
GACCUCGGCCGCCGCCGGCCCCGGAGACCAUGCGGUUCCGCAUCUACAAGCGGAAGGUCCUGGUGCUGACGCUCGCGCUGGCCGCCUGCGGCUUGGUGCUCUGGAGCAGCAAUGGGCGGCAGAGGAAGAGCGAGCUGCUGGCCCCGCCGCCGCCGCCGCCGCCGGGCGCCCGGGCGGCCGAGCAUCCUCCCGCCGCGUCCGUCGCCCUCGGCCCCCGGCGCCCGGCCAACGAGUCGGCCGCCCCGCAGCACCCGGCCGCCGACAACCGCACGCUGCAGUACCGCGCCCUGGUGUACCAGCUCAACUUCGACCAGCCGCUGCGCAACGUGGAGCGCGCCGCCGCCUGGCCCCCGCGCGACCUGGUGCUGGUGGUCCAGGUGCACAACCGGCCCGAGCACCUGCGGCUGCUGCUCGCCUCCCUGCGCCGCGCCCGCGGCAUCGCCGACGUCCUGGUGGUCUUCAGCCACGACUUCUGGUCGGCCGACAUCAACCAGCUGGUGGCCGGCGUGGACUUCUGCCCCGUGCUGCAGGUGUUCUUCCCCUUCAGCACGCAGCUGUACCCCCACGAGUUCCCGGGCAGCGACCCCCGAGAUUGCCCCCGGGACCUGGACAAGCGAGCGGCCCUCAAGCUGGGCUGCAUCAACGCCGAGUACCCCGACUCCUUCGGCCACUACCGCGAGGCCCAGUUCUCGCAGGUGAAGCACCACUGGUGGUGGAAGCUGCAUUUCGUGUGGGAGCGGGUCAAAGUGCUCCAGGACUUCGACGGCCUCAUGCUCUUCCUGGAGGAGGACCACUACGUGGCCCCCGACUUCUACCAGGUCUUGAAGAAGAUGUGGGCCUUGAAGCAGAGGGAGUGCCCCGAGUGCGACGUGCUGUCCUUGGGGUCCUACGCGUCCGUGGCGAAUUUCGCCGGCCUAGCAGAUAAGGUGGACGUGAAAACUUGGAAGUCCACGGAGCACAAUAUGGGUCUCGCCUUGACCCGAGACGCCUAUCAGAAGCUGAUCCAGUGCACAAACGCUUUCUGUACUUACGAUGACUAUAACUGGGAUUGGACCCUUCAAUAUUUGACAGUCUCUUGUCUUCCAAAAGUCUGGGAAGUGCUGGUUCCUCAGGUUCCUAGGAUUUUUCAUGCUGGAGACUGCGGUCUGCAUCACAAGAAAACCUGUAGACCAUCCACGAAGGGUGCCCAAAUUGAGUUACUCUUAAACAAUAAUAAACAAUACUUGUUUCCAGAAACUCUAAGUAUAAGGAAGAAGUUUGGUAUGGUAGCCCCCGUAGCAGCUAGGAAAAAUGGAGGUUGGGGAGAUAUUAGGGACCAAGAACUCUGUAAAAGUUAUAGACGAUUGCAGUGAAAAAGAAUCACAAAAUCAAAAGAGACCAUCAUGUUUUGAUAUUUAUCCGAACAGAAUAUACAGUUGAAAGAAGGGUUUAGGGGCUGUCUUCUGCUUUAAUCUUUUUUUUUUUCCAAAAAAGAAUUAUUGUAAAAGUGAUUCAGAUAUAGUAAUAUUUUCCAGUUAUGGCUAAGAUUUAAUACACAAGUCUUCAUCUAGGAAUUGGAUUUUAAAUAAUCUAUCUGCUAAAGAUAAUUAUUAAUUGGAUUGGAGAAAAGGGAAUUUUAUUUAAAUCACAUAUAUUGAUCUUUUUAUCUGGAACUUUAUACUCUUUUCCACUUUCAAAACAUUUUAAGUACAGCAAAAUUUAUUUAAAAUUGUCAUAGCAGCAAAAAGUAUUACAAUGAAAUUGCUAGAGUAUUAAUGAAAUAAGCCCAACUUUACUAUUGACAAACUUACAGGGAUUGCUUUACUGGAUUUAUAAUUCAGACUUUAUAUUUGCUCAACACCCCUGCAAAACAGCCAUUUUCAGUAUUAAGGUUUCCUGUAUUAUUGUUAAGAUUUGCCUGUGCUUUGGAACCUUCAUAAACACAUUUUCUUUUGGAAUGUAUUUGAUUGUUAAGAAAGUUUCAAGUUUUCACCUCAAUGUAGUGGUUUCAUUUUUAUUUUCCUUUAGUGCUGCCAAAAUAAAAUACUCAUUUUUGCAUUAAAA